ACAACAAUAACAACAAUUACAAUUUUAUGAGCACCAUUCACCAUUCAAGAUUGACAGAAUUCCAUUGAAAAUAAUUAAAAAAUUGCGAAAGUGGGCUGGUGUGUCGCCUUUACAAAGACAAUAACAUAAAAACUCGUUUAAAAGCGAAAGAAUGGCCAUAAAUAUAGAAAAAAAUCGGCCGCAAAUUGUAGGAGCAUGGAAAGAUGUUUUGGAUGACAAAUCGCCGACAGACUGGGCCUUAUUUGGCUACGAAGGACAAAGUAAUGACUUAAAGUUGGUUAGUAGUGGUGAUGGAGGCAUAACAGAGCUAUGCGAAGACUUGAACAGUGGUAAGAUCAUGUAUGCCUUCGUUCGUAUUGAAGAUCCCAAAACGGGAUUAAAAAAGUUCCUCUUGGUGAAUUGGCAGGGAGAAGGUGCUCCCGUUUUACGCAAAGGUACUUGCGCUAACCACAUACGUGAUGUGGAAAAAAUUCUUUCCGGGGCUCAUUUGACUAUAAGUGCCCGUAAUGAAGAUGACAUUGACUUGGAACGUUUGUUGAAGAAGCUAAGUACGGUUAGUUCGGCAUACAGCUUUAAAGAACCCCGCAUUGUUCAAGAAGAGCAGAAAACUCCCAUAGGAACAAACUAUACCAGGGUAAUUCCCACCAAAGAACUAAAUCCCUCUGUUAUUGGUUGUUUUUGGAAAAAAGAGGAGGAGGAAGAGAAAACACGUCUUAUGGCUGAAAAAGAACAAAGAAAAUUGGAGCAGGCAAAAUUGGAGAAGGAACAAAGAUCGCGUGAGGAAAAGGAACAUCUGGAAAGAGAGAAAAAAUUACAAAUGACCAAUAAAUUACAAUCGGCCCAUGUGCCCAUUAAGACUUCUCCCCAACCUCUUAGUCCCGAGAAAACGAUACCGAGUAGUUCGGCCUUAACAGAAGCCGAACGCAUGCGACAGCAACGCAGCCAGGAAGCAAAAGAAUUAAUUGGCUCCAGAGUGGGAGCAGCCAAGGCCAUGUUUACAAAGCAUACAAGUGAAGGUCAAUUACAAAGCAAAUUAAGUACGGCACCCCCAGCUAAACCAGCUCGCAACUCUAUAGCUCAACGCAUAAAUGCCUUUAAUCAACCACAGGCUCAAAACGAGGUCAUUUCUACUCCUCAACCAUUGCCAGGCAAAAUAAAUUUACCUAAGCAACAGCCCAUGACUGAAGCUACAGUUGUCGCCAAGACUCCCGUCACAAUGGACAUACCCGUGAUAAAAACGGAAAUGGUGGAAAACAUUGCAUUGGAACCAGUGAAACCAGAAAUAACUGCAAUAGCCAAUAAUGAGGAAGACAAUCUAAAUAUUGAUGAUUAUCCUCUAGAACCUGAUACGGAACAAUAUUCAACCAUCAAAAGAUCACCACACAGCAAAUCCAAUUCACUGCAAUCGCCCGAUGACACAUCAUCCUCCAACAAUACAGACACUGCUUUAUAUCAGGACGAUGAAGAAGAGGUUGUGCGCACUAAAGUUUCUGUUACUGUGCAGCAAUCGCAAUCACAAGCUCCGGCUGCUAAUAAAAAUGGCUACAUGGAGAGAAAUGAAAUUAACGAUUUGGUUAAUGAGGAUGACUUUAUAUGCCAAGAUACUUUGGGCGAUUUGGGUUUGAGAGCACGUGCCCUGUAUGAUUACCAAGCAGCUGAUGAAACUGAGAUUACUUUUGACCCCGGCGAUGUCAUUACACAUAUUGACCAGAUCGAUGAGGGUUGGUGGCAAGGUCUUGGACCGGAUGGCACAUAUGGACUUUUUCCGGCAAACUAUGUCGAAAUUAUAGACUAAGCUAUAGGGAAUUUACUCAACUUUUUACAUAAGAGCAAAACAAACAAACAAAAACCAUAUACACACCCACUUAUCUAUAUAUAUAGAGAGAGAAAAAAAACCCCAAAACUGAGACACUGAAAUUCCGAAAUUCCGAAAUUCACACCUCAUACAUACAUGCACUUCGCAACUGAGAGAUAAUAAGCGAGCAAUAACUAGCAAUCACAUUUUCUUGGCAAUAACUCAAAAAGUAUUCACAAAGUAUUUAAAGCGUUAGCUUAUCCUAUAUAAUAACGGACUGUUAACAACAACAACAACAACAAAACUAAAUUACUCAGACUUUUACUUUUAUCAUCAUCACCACCAUAAGGAGACUUGUAAGGCCAUUUCCUUUUGCAGCUAAACCAACAAAAAUCAUUCAAACACACUCACUCACAUUCGGUGCCAAGUCAAGUCUUCCAAAAAAAUUGUUUUCCUUUCGAUGCAUAUGUUAUUCUUAUUACACAUAUAUAGAUAUAUAUAUAUAUAUGGAAAAUCAUAUCACAAAUGUUAUGUUCAAGUUUUCUUACCUUUGCGUUACCCAGUUGGGUUACGUUGAAGGCUUUUAGUGGCGAGUCGUCCUUACUUAUUAUUACCAUUGCGUCCUGUUGACUUCCUUUUAUAUAAUUUUUUUGUUAACUUGAUUCUAUCAAAAAUUAUGUAGAAGAACGCUAAGCGUUACAUUUACUUAUAUAGGCAUUUAUAUUUUUGUGUCUUUGUUUUUUGUUUUAUAAAAGUUAUUAACAUGCAUACAGAUAUAUUUUUAGUGCAGCGGACAAAUUUCCAAAAGCAACUAAUUUUCAAAAUCACAUACUAACAUACCGACAUUCAAUCAAGUAUUAUGGGAAAUCUUUUACACACUUACGUACGUACGUAUGAUUAUUAUUAUACACACACACACACACACACAGAGAGAGAGAGAGAGAGAGAGAGAUAGAGAGAGAGACACAGA
This is a messenger RNA of Stomoxys calcitrans (stable fly), 2765 nucleotides long. It is a transcript of the gene Abp1, whose product is annotated as drebrin-like protein. The record is from RefSeq and is a predicted model, not a curated record. Gene Ontology annotation, biological process: regulation of actin filament polymerization; positive regulation of axon extension; neuron projection morphogenesis. Gene Ontology annotation, molecular function: actin filament binding. Bases 152 to 1795 code for a protein of 547 amino acids. NCBI's taxonomy places the organism in Eukaryota, Metazoa, Arthropoda, Insecta, Diptera, Muscidae. The transcript is spliced from 7 exons. Gene Ontology annotation, cellular component: cortical actin cytoskeleton; site of polarized growth; actin filament.